Messenger RNA from Pterocles gutturalis (yellow-throated sandgrouse), 729 nucleotides. Its product is annotated as rho guanine nucleotide exchange factor 9. The record is from RefSeq and is a predicted model, not a curated record. The annotation marks the transcript as partial. Gene Ontology annotation, molecular function: guanyl-nucleotide exchange factor activity. The transcript is spliced from 4 exons. Lineage: Eukaryota; Metazoa; Chordata; Aves; Pterocliformes; Pteroclidae.
GUAAACCAAGAAGAUGGAGUGGAGGAGGGAACCAGCGACGUGCAGAAUGGCCAUUUGGAUCCGAGUGCCGACUGCCUCUGUCUUGGCAGGACCGUGCAGAACCGAGACCAGAUGAGAGCCAAUGUCAUCAACGAAAUCAUGAGCACGGAGCGCCACUACAUCAAGCACCUCAAGGACAUUUGUGAGGGUUACUUAAAGCAGUGCCGGAAGAGGAGGGAUAUGUUCAGUGAUGAACAGCUAAAAAUCAUCUUUGGUAACAUCGAAGAUAUCUACAGAUUUCAGAUGGGAUUUGUCCGGGACCUGGAGAAACAGUACAACAACGAGGACCCCCAUCUCAGUGAAAUUGGACCAUGUUUCCUUGAACACCAAGAUGGGUUCUGGAUCUAUUCGGAGUACUGUAACAACCAUCUGGACGCGUGCAUGGAGCUUUCCAAGCUGAUGAAGGAUAGCAGGUACCAGCAUUUCUUCGAAGCGUGUCGUCUGUUGCAGCAGAUGAUCGAUAUUGCCAUAGACGGUUUCCUUCUAACGCCGGUGCAGAAGAUCUGCAAAUACCCCCUGCAGCUGGCGGAGCUGCUGAAGUACACCGCCCAGGAUCACAGUGACUACAGGUAUGUGGCUGCUGCUCUCGCCGUCAUGAGGAACGUGACUCUACAGAUCAACGAGCGGAAGCGGCGGUUGGAGAACAUUGACAAGAUAGCUCAGUGGCAGGCCUCCGUUCUGGACUGGGAG